AAUAUUUCUGGAGUUAAGCUUGUGCUUCAAGAAUGGACAGAAAAUGUGGGAAAUACGCAGUGAAUAUGGAACCCUCUGGAAACCAGCCGGUGAGUAUUGGUGGCACCACCGUGCCAUUCCUGAACCUUAGAAAUGAUGAAGCUCAGAGUUCAGCCUGUAAGUUUGCAACAUCAACUGAUGUAACUGGUGAUGCUGGUCCCAAUUUAACUGACGUCUGCACCAACAGAGGGACCCUUGGACUUCCAGAAUUUCCAAACAGCAAAUCCCAACAUUGUCAGGUGACACGAAAUUUGUUCAGUGGCUGGUCUCUGUGGAAAAUAUUCCUGGCUUGUCUCUUAGCUUCUGUGGUAACAAUGGCAGUUGGAGUACUCAUAGUGUCUCUGGUGUAUAAUGGGAAAAAUAAUAAUGCCUCCAUUCUUAUACAACUUACUCAAAACCAGGGGACAAUCUCAUUGACUGAAACAAUCUCACCUGCUAGUUCUGAAACUACAGUUGCCACUAGCACAACAGAUUCUACCACAACAUCCACUUCCAGUACCAUGACUACCAUCACUUCAACGGAAUUUACAAGUAUACCAGACACUGCUUCCACAACUUCUACUGAGACCACAACUGCCACAGUGAACACCACCACACCUCAACCAACUACCACGACAACAGCCAACACUACCACUGAGGGUACAACCACAACAGACACAACUGAUUCUCCCCCUUCUACUGAGACUACGAUUAUGACAAUGGACACCAGCAUACCUUAGCCAACUACCACAAAAACGGCUGGCACUACCACUGAGGCUGAAACCACAACAUAUUCUUCCUCUUCUACUUAGACUACAGCUACCACCGUGGCCACCACCACAACUCAACUAACUACCACAACAACGGCCGGCACUACCACUGAAGCUACAACCACAACAGACACAACUGCUUCCACCACUUCUACUGAGACCACGACUACCACAGUGGCCACCACCACACCUCAACCAACUACCACGACAACGGCCGGCACUACCACUGAGGGUACAACCACAACAGACAAAACUGCUUCCACCACUUCUACUGAGACCACGACUACCACAGUGGCCACCACCACACCUCAACCAACUACCAUGACAACAGCCGGCACUACCACUGAGGGUACAACCACAACAGACACAACUGAUUCUCCCCUUUCUACUGAGACCACGACUACCACAGUGGCCACCACCACACCUCAACCAACUACCACAACAACGGCCGGCACUACCACCGAAGCUACAACCACAACAGACACAGAUGCUUCCACCACUUCUGCUGAGAGUAUGACUACCACAGUGGCCACCACUUCAGCUGAACCAGCUAGCACAACUACUAUUAGUACCAUAGGUGAUUCCAAUGUCAGUAACUGCCAGCAUAAAACUACAGUGACCAAAAUAACCACUUCUAAACCAAGAUUACUUAAUGACCAAUUCAACUAACACUAAAAUGAUAAUGAAUUCAUCCUCAAAACAACAUUUAGAUUUAACAAUACCAUAUAUUAGACCUGACCAUUUAAUGUGGAUAGUCUCUACUUUGUGAGGUUUUUGAUAAUACAGUUUUCAUACAAAGUAAAUCCAAUCCAUUUAUUUAUGCUGGAAAGCUGUUGUGAUUAAGUAGAAAGUUACCAAAUGUGAAUACAGUCUUUUAUUAUUAUAAAGUUGUAGUCUCUGAUACACUAAUUCUAUAUGUAAUAAGGAAAAUACAUUCUAUAUCGUAAGGGUGUUUUAAAUAGAUUUACAUAUUACCACAUCUUCUUUUUAGAUUGUGCCAACGUUAUUUUCAUUUCAUUUUCUCUUUAAAUCAUUUUGAUAUAUAAGUAAAAUUUUAAAUGUUAUCACUACUUUCAAUUAAUAAUUUUGUUUUCUACUGCUUUUUGCAGUAAUCUUAUAAAGGCAUUUAAUUAAAUACUUUCAAUAAAUAUUUACUUAUGCCUGCUAUCUGCUGAAAUACCAGAGAAAAUUCAGAAAAAGAAAAGAGCAAUGCUGAGAGUAAUAAACUUACAAAUUUGGAUUCUGUUACUUAGAAUUCUUGGUAAUUCACAGGUUUAAAUCAAUGUUGAUGGUACACGCACUCUACUGCAGUCCUACUGAAUCAGAAUCCUCAAGGGUGAUCCAGAAAUCUAUAUUUUUCAAAAAGUGUGAAAACAGGACUGAUAACUGCUACUUGAAGCAGUGAAUUCAGAAGGGCAUUGUGACCUGUAUCUUUGAUGUUAGUGAGAUUGAUAUAAAUCAGUAAAUAUUCUUUAAAGCACUAACAAAAGUCAGUUCCAUUUGUUGAUGUUAAUUUUACCUAUAAACAAAGGAUGCUGAAUAGCGUAUAGACAUGUGAGCACAUGGUAGGGACUGGGUAUGGAAAUGCUUUCCUUACCCAAAAGGAAAAAUGUGUUUUCCAGUAAUUUAAAACAAAUAUUUUAGUGGCCACUAUGCUAAUUAGCAAUAAUUUUUAACUAUCCUUUCAAGUCAGUCUUACAGAGUUACUUUCCCCCUAUAUUGCCAACCUACUUACUGUAACUAUAUGCAAUUAAUGUAAUAAAACUUUAUUAGAACACUUUAAUUCUGUUUCCUUCAUUAUUU
Physeter macrocephalus (sperm whale) is the source of this 2591-nucleotide messenger RNA. It is a transcript of the gene DYNAP, whose product is annotated as dynactin associated protein. The coding region runs from base 33 to 758 and encodes 241 amino acids. Gene Ontology annotation, cellular component: Golgi apparatus; plasma membrane. The transcript has 3 exons. Lineage: Eukaryota; Metazoa; Chordata; Mammalia; Artiodactyla; Physeteridae. The record is from RefSeq and is a predicted model, not a curated record. Gene Ontology annotation, biological process: activation of protein kinase B activity.